AUGCCGCCGCGCUCCCGCGCCCUCGCGCUGCUUGUGUCGCUCGCCUGCGCCGCGCUGCUGGUCGCCCCGUGCCGGUGCGUCAAUGAGCAGGGCCGGGCGCUGCUGGACUGGCGGCGGUCGCUGCGGCCGGCGGGCGGCGCGCUCGACUCGUGGAGGGCGUCGGACGGCUCCCCGUGCCUGUGGUUCGGCGUGUCGUGCGACGCGCGCGGCGCCGUCGUGUCGCUGAGCGUCACCGGCGUCGACCUGCGUGGCUCGCUCCCGGCCAACCUGCUGCCGCUGGCGCCGUCGCUCACCACGCUGGUUCUCUCUGGAACCAACCUUACCGGCCCGAUCCCGCCGGAGAUCGGCGGGUACGGCGCGCUGGUCACGCUCGACCUCAGCAAGAACCAGCUCACGGGCGCGGUCCCGCCCGAGCUCUGCCGGCUCGCCAAGCUCGAGACGCUCGCGCUCAACUCCAAUUCCCUGCGCGGCGCCAUCCCCGACGACUUCGGCGACCUCGCCAGCCUCACGCACGUCACGCUCUACGACAACGAGCUCAGCGGCACCAUCCCGGCGAGCAUCGGGAGGCUCAAGAAGCUGCAGGUGAUCCGCGCCGGCGGGAACCAGGCGCUGAAGGGCCCGCUGCCGAAGGAGAUCGGCGGAUGCGCCGACCUCACCAUGAUCGGCCUAGCCGAGACCGGCAUGUCCGGCAGCCUCCCCGAGACGAUCGGGCAGCUCAAGAAGAUCCAGACCAUUGCCAUCUACACCACAAUGCUCUCCGGCGGCAUCCCGGAGUCCAUCGGCAACUGCACCGAGCUCACCAGCCUCUACCUCUACCAGAAUUCUCUUUCUGGACCGAUACCACCGCAGCUUGGCCGGCUCCGGAAGCUGCAGUCGCUGCUGCUCUGGCAGAACCAGCUCGUCGGCGCGAUCCCGCCGGAGCUCGGCCAGUGCGAGGAGCUCACACUUAUCGACCUCUCGCUGAAUUCUCUCUCCGGCAGCAUUCCGGCCAGCUUGGGCCGGCUGCCGAACCUCCAGCAGCUGCAGCUGAGCACGAACCGGCUCACCGGCGCCAUCCCGCCGGAGCUCUCCAACUGCACCUCGCUGACGGACAUCGAGCUCGACAACAACGCGCUCUCCGGGGAGAUCCGCCUCGACUUCCCGAAGCUCGGGAACCUCACGCUGUUCUAUGCGUGGAAAAACGGCCUCACCGGCGGCGUGCCGGCGAGCCUCGCCGAGUGCGCGAGCCUCCAGUCGGUGGACCUCUCCUACAACAACCUCACCGGGCCGAUCCCGAAGGAGCUAUUCGGGCUGCAGAACUUGACGAAGCUCCUGCUGCUGAACAACGAGCUCUCCGGCGUCGUGCCGCCCGACAUCGGCAACUGCACCAACCUCUACCGGCUGCGGCUCAACGGCAACCGGCUGUCCGGCACGAUACCCGCCGAGAUCGGCAACCUGAAGAACCUCAAUUUCCUCGACCUGCACUCCAACGCUCUGUCCGGCGCAUUGCCUGCCGCGCUGCCGCGCAGCCUCCAGCUCGUUGACGUAUCCGACAACCAGCUCUCCGGGCAGCUGAGGUCCAGCGUUGCCUCGAUGCCGGAGCUGACCAAGCUUUACUUGUCGAAGAAUCGGCUGACCGGCGGCAUCCCGCCGGAGCUCGGUUCGUGCGAGAAGCUCCAGCUGCUGGACCUCGGGGACAACGCGUUCUCUGGCGGCAUCCCCGCGGAGCUCGGGGCGCUCCAGUCGUUGGAGAUUUCGCUUAACCUCAGUUGCAACCGUCUCUCCGGUGAGAUACCGCCGCAGUUCGCCGGCCUUGACAAGCUGGGCAGCCUCGACCUGUCGCACAACGGGCUGUCCGGGAGCCUCGACCCGCUCGCGGCGCUGCAGAACCUCGUCACGCUCAACAUCUCGUACAACGCCUUCUCCGGCGAGCUCCCGAACACCCCCUUCUUCCAGAAGUUGCCGCUCAGCGACCUCGCCGGCAACCGCCACCUCGUCGUCGGCGAUGGCUCCGACGAGUCCUCCCGGCGCGGCGCCCUGACGACGCUCAAGAUAGCCAUGUCCGUCCUGGCCGUUGUCAGCGCGGCGUUCCUGGUGGCCGCCACCUACAUGCUCGCCCGCGCGCGCCGCGGCGUCCGCGGCAGCGCCCCGGUGGACGUGCACGGCACGUGGGAGGUGACGCUGUACCAGAAGCUGGACAUAUCCAUGGACGACGUGCUCCGCGGGCUGACGUCCGCGAACGUGAUCGGCACCGGCAGCUCCGGCGUGGUGUACAGGGUGGACACCCCGAACGGCUACACCAUCGCGGUGAAGAAGAUGUGGUCGCCGGACGAGGCGAGCGCCGGCCUCGCCUUCCGCAGCGAGAUCGCCGCGCUGGGCUCCAUCCGGCACCGCAACAUCGUCCGGCUGCUGGGCUGGGCGGCCAACGGCGGCAGCAGCACGCGGCUGCUGUUCUACAGCUACCUGCCCAACGGCAACCUGAGCGGCCUGCUCCACGGCGGCGUCGUCGGGGGCGCCAAGGGCGCGCCCACGGCCGAGUGGGGCGCGCGGUACGACGUGGCGCUCGGGGUCGCCCACGCCGUGGCGUACCUCCACCACGACUGCGUGCCGGCCAUCCUGCACGGGGACAUCAAGUCCAUGAACGUGCUGCUCGGCCCGGCCUACGAGCCGUACCUCGCCGACUUCGGCCUCGCCCGCAUCCUCUCCUCCGGGCAGGGCAAGCUCGACGACUCCUCCUCCAAGCCGCAGCGCAUCGCCGGCUCCUACGGCUACAUGGCGCCAGAGUACGCGUCGAUGCAGCGGAUCAGCGAGAAGAGCGACGUGUACAGCUUCGGGGUGGUGCUGCUGGAGGUGCUGACGGGGCGGCACCCGCUGGACCCGACGCUGCCGGGCGGCGCGCACCUGGUGCAGUGGGCGCAGGCGAGGCGCGGGAGCGACGACGAGAUCCUGGACGCGCGGCUGAGGGAGAGCGCCGGCGAGGCGGACGCGCACGAGAUGCGGCAGGCGCUGGCCGUGGCCGCGCUCUGCGUGUCCCGCCGCGCGGACGACCGGCCCGCGAUGAAGGACGUGGUGGCGCUGCUCGAGGAGAUCCGGCGCCCCGCCGCGGCCGACGACGCCAAGCCGCCGCCGCCGGCCACCACGCUGCCCUCCGCCGCGGCCGCGCCCAUGCUGUCGCCGGCCCGGGGCGGCCCGCACUCCAGCGGCGACUCGUUCGCCGUCUCGGACUACUCCGCAUGA
This is a messenger RNA of Triticum turgidum subsp. durum (durum wheat), 3216 nucleotides long. Lineage: Eukaryota; Viridiplantae; Streptophyta; Magnoliopsida; Poales; Poaceae. The record is from the annotation of a GenBank genome assembly.